Populus nigra (black poplar) is the source of this 1153-nucleotide messenger RNA. Its product is annotated as carbonic anhydrase 2-like. Gene Ontology annotation, biological process: carbon utilization. Gene Ontology annotation, molecular function: carbonate dehydratase activity; zinc ion binding. Lineage: Eukaryota; Viridiplantae; Streptophyta; Magnoliopsida; Malpighiales; Salicaceae. The coding region runs from base 156 to 941 and encodes 261 amino acids. The record is from RefSeq and is a predicted model, not a curated record. The transcript has 9 exons.
AUUCUCUCACCCGAGGAAAUUAACAUGUAUGCUGCACCUUGCUUAUAAAUAAGAACUUGAUUUUGCUGCAAAAUUGUGCCCAAGUUGUCUAGUGAAUAUCAAUAUACAUUCAAUCGACCACUUUCCACUUCCUAGCUAGCAAAAGGUAUACAGGCAUGAGUAAUCUGUCACAUGAAGGAGCUAUUGAAGGAUCGAAGAAGCUUCUUGAUAAUGAAAAGGAUGACCAGUUGAACAAGGAGGUUGAGACAAAAAUUGAGAAGCUGAUUGGUGAGUUACAAGGGACAAGGCCCCAUGACUGUGAUCCAGUUGGAAGAAUUCUGGAUGGGUUUCAUCGCUUCAAGACCACUAAAUUUGACAAGUAUCCAGAGUUGUACCGGGAACUUGCAGAAGGCCAGUCCCCCAAGUUUCUGGUUUUCGCAUGCUCUGAUUCCCGGGUUAGCCCUUCUCAUGUCCUGGACUUCCAACCUGGUGAAGCCUUCAUGGUCCGCAACAUUGCUAACCUGGUUCCUGCAUUUAACCAGUUGAGAUACUCUGGAGUUGGAGCAACUAUUGAAUAUGCUGUGGCGACUUUGGGGGUAGAAAAUAUCUUGGUCAUUGGACAUAGUCGCUGUGGUGGGAUAGAGAGGCUUAUGACUCUCCCAGAGGAUGGUUCGACUGCUAAUGACUUCGUAGAUGAUUGGGUCAAAAUCGGUUUACCUGCCAAGGCCAAGGUCAAAGCUGAGUUUGGGCAUCUCCCACUUCCUGAACAGAUCCAUAAAUGUGAAAAGGAGGCUGUGAAUUUAUCACUGAUAAACUUACAGACAUACCCAUAUGUUCAAGAAAGGAUAGCAGUGGGAGCUCUAGCACUGAGGGGUGGCUAUUAUGAUUUUGUUAAAGGGUGUUUCCAGCUCUGGGAGGUCAAGUCCACCGUUACGCCGCCCAUUUCCGCGUGUUGCAAAUAGGUCAAGGCCAUCGUUACGCCAUCAAGAUCCAAGAUCCAAGAUCCUCAACCACAUAAAAUCACAAUAUCUAUGUUGUUUCCAUCACCCUUUGAUUUGCUUUAAGCAUUUGGUGCUUGUUACUGUGUUUCCAAUAAUGGGAGCGUGUGUUGCAGAUUUGUCAUCAUGAAUAAUAAUUUAAGAAUGAAUAAAAGCUGGGCAGCUCCUUGAAUGAA